Molecule: messenger RNA, 704 nt
Organism: Zootoca vivipara (common lizard)
Lineage: Eukaryota; Metazoa; Chordata; Lepidosauria; Squamata; Lacertidae
Source: RefSeq, a predicted model, not a curated record
GAGAAAUGGCAGUGCUGGUCCGAGAAGCAGCCGGGGGCGAAGGCAACGGGGGCACACGGCGAGGAGGAGGCGUCUCCCGAGCGCUGCUGCUGCUGCUAUGCCUGCUAUCCUGCCCGUCGAGGCAGGCGGACGUUUCGGGUUCUACACACUGCCCUUCUGAUAACUUCUCCAUAGCAGAAGGUUCAGCUGGGAUGAUCUUUGCUAAUGUUUCCAGUUAUUCCUGCAUUCAUUAUUUAUGUCAUGAGAACAAUUGCUCUAAUACUGAUGAUGCCAUAUUAGCCAUAACUGAAGGAGAACUGAGAGUCUACAAAAGCUCAUUCAAGGAAGGCUUCUAUCUACAGGGAAAUGACCUCUUUAUCAAGAAUGCCAGCAAACAGCUUGCUGGAAAAUACAAACUUAAAGAUCGUGACAGUAAAAUCUGUUUCCAAGUCUUCCUUAGCAUACUUGACCCUAGGCACAGCCCUUCAGCUAAUCUUUCCAUACCAGAAGUUUCUUCUGGGACGAUCAUUCCUAAUACAUUGAACCAUUCCAAUAGUCCUGCUUUAUACAAGAAGAACCACUCCUCCUCUGUUGGGCAAGGUGUUGACACGUAUGGAAAGCAUGUCCAUAUAUCUGACAGCAGCCCUUCUAUCAAGAAUGCUAAUUUAUAUCUCAUCAUGUUUAGUGCAUGUGUUUUGUACCUUUUGUACUUUCAAUAAAGGAAA